UUGAUAGAUUACUGUAACUCUUCUUAUAGGAUCAUUCACGACAACGGUUUCUCAGCAGAUGAAGCGGAGCAGAAGAUCGCGGUUGUAAGCGCGAAUACCGUUCAAUCAAUCGGUGCGCUCAUCGAUGGAAUGAAGACUUUAAAUAUUCCGUUUGCUUCCAAGCAAAGCCUGGACUACGCGGCAUACGUCAAGAAGGUCCUGGACAAAAAAGAAGAGUUCCAGCCGAUGUCCGAGGAAAUGUAUAAGGCUAUCAAGACAUUGUGGAACGACAAGGGAGUAGAAGCCGCAUAUGAACGAAGGGACGAGUUCUAUCUUCACGAUUCUGCUAAAUAG
Cooperia oncophora is the source of this 333-nucleotide messenger RNA. NCBI's taxonomy places the organism in Eukaryota, Metazoa, Nematoda, Chromadorea, Rhabditida, Trichostrongylidae. The record is from the annotation of a GenBank genome assembly.